AUGGCACAAUCUAUUUCCAUUCGAAUAUUAUCAAUGCGCCGGCUAGCAACAAAUCCAUUGCGACCGGCAGCUACGAGAGCUUUCUUCCCCGUUCCAACUCUUAGUACUCGGAGGAGCUACUCUAUCGACGAGAAGGCAAAGGAGGUAGAGCCAGGCGGCCAGCGGCGGCUGAUCAGAACUCUGCACGCUAGACUGAUCAUAGCCUCAGCCUUGGCCGUCGCUGGACUUGGCUUUUUUUGGCUACGGAGGGGCAAGGGCGAUAUCAGUGGUGCUGGCCAUGGUGCCAAUCAGGAAUACAAGAAAAGUUCUGAAGGAAAUAAUUAG
Penicillium cosmopolitanum is the source of this 324-nucleotide messenger RNA. RefSeq lists its product as uncharacterized. The coding region runs from base 1 to 324 and encodes 107 amino acids. NCBI's taxonomy places the organism in Eukaryota, Fungi, Ascomycota, Eurotiomycetes, Eurotiales, Aspergillaceae. The record is from RefSeq and is a predicted model, not a curated record. The transcript is spliced from 2 exons.